Sclerotinia borealis F-4128 is the source of this 2367-nucleotide messenger RNA. The record is from the annotation of a GenBank genome assembly. Lineage: Eukaryota; Fungi; Ascomycota; Leotiomycetes; Helotiales; Sclerotiniaceae.
AUGCCACCCAAAUCAAUACUACCUCUCCAGAAGGCAAUUCUACCUGCAGAUGCAAAGGCACGGUUACGAAGAGCAGAGAAUGCUAGGAAACGUUUAGCGGGCGGUCGUCCCGUUAGGGAGGAAUCAGAUGAAGAAGAGGAGUCGGGAGGAGCGGCUGAAUGGGAAUGGAUAUACGAAGACGACACUUUCGAAGAAGCUGUUUCACCAUCCCAGACUAAUGCCAAAGAGAGCAAAAGCGCGGCAGCUAACAAAACGCGUCGACUUCUGAGAGGUACAGGAACUAAAAGGAUUAUUGGUGCUAAGGCUGGAAAGAUUAUCUGCAAGAUUGCAGAUUGUGUCUUGAUCAACAAUGAUACCUCGAACACAAAUUGGGUUGGAGUUAUCUCAGGGUUCGAAGAAGAUGAGGGCUAUGAUGAGAAUGCCGAAUCAUAUCUUGAUAUAAUGAAAGCCAAUAUAUGGUGGUUCAGCAGCCCAAAGGAUAUUCACAGUAAAACGAGGAAGCGUCCAGACUUAUUAGAAAACGAGCUCUAUAUAUCCUCUGAUCUUGACACAAUCUCUCUGGGAACAAUAAAUGGUAUUGCUACGAUCCUUUCCGAAGGAGCAUUCAAAGCCAAACAUCCAACAGGAAAGAUACCUAAGAAUCGAAAGGAGCAUGGGAAAACAUUCAUAUGCCGUCGAGGGUUACAUAGCAAGUCUGUCACAUAUACAGAUGAAUUUGUAUGGGAGGAUAUAUACCAUAAUACGGAGCAAAGUGUUGAAAAGUUGAUCGAGAAGAUAGAAAACAGCAUUCCAAACAACAAGAAAAAGAAACCUAUACUUCCUAGGAAGCAGCAUGAAGAUGACGACAACGCAAGUGUGGCAUCUGAGUCUGAUUAUUCAGAAGUGGAUGAAGAAAUCUUAGCAACACCGCGGAAAAGGCAAAAGACUACCAAAGCUGUGACUCCUCGAAAACCACGCACACCGUCCAAGCUACUUACUCCAAGUCACAAACGAAUUAUUGUCAAGAAGCCACUAGAAUUCACACCCUUAGGAAUGCGCAUGCUCUCACCAUCCGUUAACGCUUCUCCCUUUCAGACAGCUCGAUCACGUCUUCACGUUUCAUCCGUCCCCGAUACUCUUCCCUGUCGCGAGGAAGAAUUCUCAUCCGUAUAUACACAUCUGGCAGCUGCUAUCACGGAUGGCACUGGCUCCUGUAUUUAUAUCUCAGGAACUCCAGGAACUGGGAAAACCGCAACGGUUCGAGAAGUCGUUGCUCAACUUAGUGCAUCCGUUCUGGCCGAUGAAUUAGAUCCUUUCAUAUUCGUCGAAAUCAACGGAAUGAAAGUUACUGAUCCACAUCAAUCAUAUUCAUUAUUAUGGGAAGCUCUGAGAGAAGAUCGAGUGAGUCCAAGUCACGCAUUGGAUUUAUUGGAGAGGGAAUUUAGCAAACCAUCACCGAGGAGAGAACCAUGUGUAGUGUUGAUGGACGAAUUGGAUCAAUUGGUAACCAAAAACCAAAGCGUGAUGUAUAAUUUCUUCAAUUGGCCUGGCCUACGACAUUCUAAACUAAUCGUACUCGCUGUGGCUAAUACCAUGGAUUUGCCUGAACGUACUCUUUCCAACAAGAUUUCCUCACGUCUCGGUCUAACUCGUAUAACCUUCCCAGGCUACACCCACGAACAACUCCAAACCAUUAUAACCUCCCGUCUAACCGAUGUCCCCACCCAUCUCAUCCACCCGGACGCCAUCCAAUUCGCCUCCCGCAAAGUCGCCUCCGUUUCCGGCGACGCCCGUCGCGCCCUCGAUAUUUGCCGUCGAGCCGUCGAACUCGCAGAAGCUGAGUCUCUCUCCAUCCCAGACACACCAUCAAAAACCCCAGGUCGAGAAGAACGAAAGGGCAAAGGUGUGGUAAGCAUAGCUACGGUUAAAAAGGCAAUAAAUGAGGCUACAACAAGUCCGCUUCAACAGUAUUUGAGGGCUCUACCACUCGUUACGAAAUUGUUCCUUGCGGCGCUCAUUCUCAGAUUGAGGAGGGCGGGGACGGGCGAGUGCUUGAUUGGGGAGGUGGUGGAUGAGGCGAGGAGGAUGGCCAAAUUGGAUACGAGUGGGAGUGUGAUUGGGUAUUUGCUUGUAGGUGGGGACGGCAAGGGAGGAGGAGGUGCCGGUGGUGGUGGUGGAGAUAGAACAAGGGGAAGAGCAACAGGAAGAGGGGCGAGGGUACAGGGGAUGGGAGAGGCGACGAUGGAAUUAAUGGAAGCGGGAAUCAUAGGUGUGGAGGUUCGGAAAGCGGAGAGGAUGGGUAAGGUUAGGUUGGGGAUUGGAGAGGAGGAUGUUAAGGUUGCUUUUAGGGAUGAUCCUGAGAUUAGGGGAUUGGGAUUUACGGGGUAG